This is a messenger RNA of Macrobrachium nipponense, 2524 nucleotides long. RefSeq lists its product as uncharacterized. The transcript has 8 exons. Gene Ontology annotation, molecular function: protein binding. The coding region runs from base 1072 to 2115 and encodes 347 amino acids. NCBI's taxonomy places the organism in Eukaryota, Metazoa, Arthropoda, Malacostraca, Decapoda, Palaemonidae. The record is from RefSeq and is a predicted model, not a curated record.
UGGCUAGCAGCUAUGUUAGCUGGUAGUGCGCGUCGCUCGCUCUCCCGGCACUGACUCGCACAUGAUACGUACUAUGUGGUGCCGCUUGAACUAAGUUGAUCACUUCGUUGUUAAAAGAAGUUAGCUGAAGUUUCCUCGGAGGAAUACUAUAUUUUCGGGGGUUGAGAAAUACUCGCGAGUGAUCCUCAGGAUGCCGAUGUUAUCGUAGAAUUUGAAUGGCCGAUGGAGCUGAGAGUGUGAAGGAAACCUCUUGGCGUCUCCAGCCAUGUCGAUUGCAGAAGAACGUCUGGGACUUUUGCUCCUCACAGGAUGCGGCGUCUGUGCUAAUGACAUCUGCCCCGACCGAAUGCGGUUGAGGAGAGGGAGAGAGGCGGAUGCAGUGAGGGAAGAGAGGGGGAAGGCAAAAGUGGAAUUAGGUGAAUGGGACGCCCGUUCCAGACUUUGCUGUUUAGUGUCUGGAAAGAAGCGGAAGAGGAGAGAAUGCGGGGGAAAGAGAAGGAGGAGGGAGGAGGAGGAGGUGGAGGAGAAGGAGAAAGGUAGGUAUGGGCGAAAUCUCCCCCGCGCUCCCUUCCUCGUCCGGGCAAUAUCUCGUGAGGUGCUCUAAGUGUCGUUGUGGGUCGUUGGCGGAGAAAUGCGGCGGUCGUGACUCCCCGACGGAAUUGCCAGUAAACGACCGCCUCCGCGCCAACUAUUCCGCGGGGCGGACGGGCCGCCUGAUGAAAAGAAAGCUGAUGGCGGCCGAUUGCGGCGGUUUUUACGACUUCCCCCCCACGACGACGCCGUCUGCUGUCCCCAGUGUCGUCGCGAGUCACAUCCCGGCAAAGAAAUGCACAAAGACGCCGUCGCGCGCCUCCAUGAGCCCCAGGAGAAGAAACGUUCCCAACAGACAGAGGAGAUACGUCAAAGACACUUCGGGGAGCUCUCGAGUGUCUCCGGCGGGAGGCGUUGGAGGCGCGAGAAUGACUGGAGGGAGUGUUGGAGGUGGAGGAGUGAUGUCUGGUGGUGGUGUAGGGGGAGGAGGGCAGUUGGGAAUAGCAGUGACUGUGUUGGCGCUGGUCGUGUCUUCCUGUCAUGGAUUCCCCACUCGGUCGACGCACCCGCAUCCGCACAAAUCCACAGAUAGAGAUCACUUCGCACUAUCCACCACGAAGAGACCCCCUGUGGAUUGCCCCGCGGUGCCCCCAUACCCCCUUCGCCAGACUGUCGAAAUCGUCACCAUCCUCAGUCUUAGCAGGUUCCAAUUGGUCUUUAUGCUGCGGAGGGGGAAGUGGGGCCGGAAAUACAGGAGGAGGGGGAGGAGGAGGAGGAGGACCAAGCGGCGGCCCGAAACUGACCGGCGUCCAGUCUGGGAACGUGACGGUCAUCCGGACGUCAGCCACAUCAGUCUGCGUGACGUGGUCACGUCACGGCCACGGGGGCAAGAGCUUCAAGUAUGAGGUCACAUAUAAACCCAUUAAUGCCAAGUACAGAGUCGUCGCCGAGGUAACCUCGCCCCAUCGAAGUCUCGUCCUGGAGCGGCUGUUGCCACUCACUCAGUACCAGCUCCAAGUAACGACCUUCCUGAACGACACAAUCCUAUGGAGCUCACCCGUGGUCACCUUUCACACGACCAGAGACGACAUCCUCACAGAGAACGGGACGGGAAUUCUGAUCAGCACGCCCCCAGUUUUGGAUCGAUUUUGUAGCAGCAUCGGCAGCCCCAACGGCUCCACCAGUCCGAUCCAGCAGGAGGGACACGUCAGGGUAAGGGCGGAGGAGGUGGGCAUCGUUCUACUCGUCCUGGCUGUCUGGAUGUUCGCCAUCGCAUUGUUCUUUAAUAGAUGGGGCAAAAUCCGGAUGCUCGAGCCCUACCAAGAGCCGUACAAGGAAGCCCCACCGAUGCAGCAUCGGCCAUCAUGCCCCAUGGCUGAUCCGUGCUCCCUCCCAAUCAACCCAUUAAAGUUCGAGCACAACGGAAGCCGAAGGCCGCGCCAAAACUCCGUCUUCGUCGGGCGGACGCGGUCCCAUAGUCUGGAGGUCCAUCCGCCCCGCAGGGUGAAGAGCGCCCUCAACCUCACGACCCUCGUCCUGCAGGAGAGCGAAGAAGAGUCGGGCAUCGCCACGACCUUCACCUAAAUUGCGCUGAUCGUAGUAGAAGAAAAGAGUUUUGUAUGUAAUGAUGUACGUACGUGCGUGUUCAUUUAGACGGACAAGUUCUCGUUUCUCCAUAAUCAUUAUUGACAUUAGUGGGUGUGUGUGGCCCACUCAUACCAAAAGCCAAAACGCCUACCAAUCGAUCAAAAUAGUCUUUUGCUUUGGAUUAGAUGAAUAUUGACUUCGAUUAUUUCUAUAUAACAUAUAGAUAUGACGCUAUUUUCCGAUGAUGUCUUUGGAAAUAUGAAAAAAAGUGAUAGUAGAGAUAGCUUAGAAAUGACUAGACAACACGCUAUCAGUUACUGGUUUUCACGUUUCUAUGCUAUGACUAUUUUGUUGUUACUGGGGCAUAACAAAUAUAUAUAUAUAUAUAUAUAUAUAUAUAUAUAUA